AUGUCAGACAAAGAAAUUUCGUUGGAUUCCCUCUCGUUACAUUCAGAAGAUUCUCUAUUGUACGAAACAGGCGAAGAUGACGAGGAAAGUGCCGAUCUUCAAUCUGAGGCCGAAUGUUUUACAGAUUACAAGACAGUCAAAGUAUCAGUUUUCAAAGGUGCUAUUGAGAAAGAAAAGGUUGACGUGAUAGUGAACAGUACGUCGUCGAAGUUGAAAUUGACCUCCGGUCGAGGUUCUCGGGCGUUGUUAGAAGCUGCAGGGGAGGAGCUUCAGAAGGAAUGUGACCAGAAAUACCCAAAAGGAAUUACCCAGCAGGAAAUAGCUGUAACAGGGCCAGGGAAUCUGAAGUGCAAAAUUGUCUGUCAUGGCACUCUUCUAAAAUAUGGGACAUCUGAUGCUGAGAAGGUACAUAUGCAGUUUAUUUCUAAAUGUCUGGCAGAGAUGGAUACCCGAGGAUUCUCCACCAUUGCUUUACCGGGCCUGACCACUGGAUUUCUCAAGUUUCCAAAGCAAGUGGCGGCAAGAAACGCGUGUCGAGCUGUGGGACGGUAUAUAGACGCCAAUCCCGAUACAAAACUUAAAGAGGCCCAUUUUGUCAUACAUCCUGAGGACACUGAAACGCUGAAGGCAUUUGUCGAUGCUGUCAAGUUUUGGGAUCUUAACGUAAAUACAGAGAUCGAAAGAAAAGAGGUGUGUCGAAUAAAGAUAAACCAGGUCUCUGUUAUGAUCAAAAUAGACAAACUAGAGGAGGAACAGGUGGACAUGAUCGUGAAUAGUGUGGGCAAGAGUUUAAACUUGGACACAGGGACGCUGUCUAAAGCAAUAGCCACCGCCGCCGGUCAACAGCUUAAAAACGAGUGUAGAGUGAAUUAUCCAUCUGGACUGGCUGAGGGCAACGUUGUCGUCACAUCCGCCGGAAAUCUGAAGUGCAAGAAAAUAUGUCAUGCAUGUGUGCCUUCACACAAGAAGAGUAGUAACAACGCAUCCAAAAAGAAUAUUAAAGACAUUGUUAUCAAAUGCCUAGAAGCGGCAGAUAAAGACAACCUGGAAUCUGUGGCCUUUCCAGCUCUUGGUAGCCGCUACAGACACUAUCCCUCUCAGACAACGGCCCAGGGGAUAUUAAGUGGAAUAGACGAGUUCUCCAAAACCCACACUUCGUCUUCAGUUAAACAGAUCAACAUAGUGAUUUACGGAGAGCAACAUAAAGAAUUAGCAAAGGCAUUUGAAGACGAGUCUAUCGGAUAUCAAGGUGCGUCGGCUGAGCCUGAGCGCUGGACGCCUGACUUUUGUCGUCAGCAGUACCACAAAGACCUCCGUCCACCGAAUUACUGGACAGAGUUUACCUCGGACAAGUCAAUCAAGCUGUGGAAGACUGAGUGUGACGAGGGUUAUCAUAAGCUGGUAGAUGUGGAUUCUACAACACAUAAAGCUGUGGAGAAAUUAAUAUUAUCCACCUGGCAGCAACAAAAAGUAGGUCAUGGCAGAGACGCCGUUGGAUUAUCCAACUUAAACUACACUGGUCUAAAAGUUUUAAAGGUUCAGCGACUGGAAAACAUCGACUUAUAUGAAAACUAUUCACAUUUUCGAGCACGGUUAUUCCAUAAGGCCGGCGAUAUAGGAGUGUUCGAACAGUUAGACAAAAUUCCUCAAAGUUCUGGAAACAUUUCAACGACAGCAAAUUCGGCAGAUGAUUCCGUCCUUAAAAGUGAAUUGUAUCCUGAAAUAAAUGAGCAUUUUCUCUUCCACGGAACCAAGGCUGAUACUUAUAAUAAAAUCCUCUCCCAGGGUUUGGAUUUCCGCAUGGCUGGGGAAAAGGGCAUGUUUGGUCAGGGAAUGUAUCUUGCCGAGAGCUCAACAAAAGCAGAUCAGUACACAGAUUCCAAAACAGAAAGGACGAAAGACGAAAAGAAAAUGUUUCUUGUGAGAUCAUGCCUUGGUAAAAUUCAUUUAUCCAAGACAGCUAAACAUAAACUUCACAGGCCCCCAUGCUUUCAGUCUGGCUGCGAGUCCGAUUCCUGUGAACAUUCCGAGUUUCAGCGCUGUGAUAGCGUGGUCGGUGAUGGAGUCUGGAUAUUCCGAGAGUUUGUUACGUAUCACCACUACCAGAACUACCCGGAAUACCUCAUCACUUAUGUAAGAGUGUAACAGAAAACAGAUUAAAAGAAAAACUACCCCCAAUUUCGAGACAUGAAUUUAUUAGCGAAUUGACUUGAGAGUGAGGGUUGGAGGGGGGUCCAGGGCGUCUCAAUUUGUCCAAAGAUAUUUGCCAAAAAAAUUGUAAAAUUCUGAGACAUAACGUUAAACAAAUUCAAAUUCGCAUCUAGCAUUAGAACUAAAUCAUUUACAUGAGAACAAGUGACAUAUACCUUUAAAUAUUUUUUGGUCAAAAAUAUUUCUGAAUUUCAUUAAAUAACCGUGUGACUUGUACAAUAUAUGAUUUCAAUUGCCUAAAUGAUGUAGAGGCAUUUUAUCAUCUAUGAAACCUCAUCUUUAUACCAAGUAUAAUAUUGUAACUGCAAAGACAAACGCUUGAGUGUAUUAAGUUAUUGUGAAUGUAAAUUAUGUAUCAAUUACUGUUUAAACAAUGAACAAUACUUUGUUUUAAAGAAUACGAUCUAGCUCAUAUG
Saccostrea echinata is the source of this 2627-nucleotide messenger RNA. Its product is annotated as protein mono-ADP-ribosyltransferase PARP15-like. The coding region runs from base 1 to 2145 and encodes 714 amino acids. Gene Ontology annotation, biological process: negative regulation of gene expression. The record is from RefSeq and is a predicted model, not a curated record. Gene Ontology annotation, cellular component: cytoplasm; nucleus. Gene Ontology annotation, molecular function: NAD+ poly-ADP-ribosyltransferase activity; transcription corepressor activity. The transcript has 11 exons. NCBI's taxonomy places the organism in Eukaryota, Metazoa, Mollusca, Bivalvia, Ostreida, Ostreidae.